Molecule: messenger RNA, 2942 nt
Organism: Caenorhabditis angaria
Lineage: Eukaryota; Metazoa; Nematoda; Chromadorea; Rhabditida; Rhabditidae
Source: the annotation of a GenBank genome assembly
AUGAAUAACAACGAGACGCGUGAGUUUUUAAUAUUACACAUAUUCCAAGUACACUUAACGUAAAUACAUACUUUUUUUUCUAACAGGAGUUUUGGUAACUGGUGCAUCAGGAUUUAUUGGUACACAUUGUGUUGAAGUGCUCUUAAAAAAUGGCUAUCGAGUUCGCGGAACAGUUCGGAAUUUGAAUAACAAAGCAAAGGUAAUAAAUUAAUUGCGAUUCGGAAUAAGGUAGAAUUUCUUUUUGAUGUUUUGUAAUGGAGCCAGGAGCAUGUAUUUGUGCAACAGGUGCACCUAUUAUAGGCUUAUGUUAAAAAUGGGAGGGAAGGGGUAUGUAGGUUAGUUGCGCAAAACCGUUUGACACAUUUACGUAAUAGUAGUAUAGCAAAGGGGAUAACCAUGUAUAAUAACAUUUUGGCAAGAUCUGUUUGGGAAGUAUUCGAGUUUAGGAGAGGGAUCAACAUUUGAAAAGGAAAUAAAGAUUUCUGAAGAUAUUUUAGGAAAUUUCAGACCAGUGAAAAAACAUAUAAAUUUGUAGCUACAAUUUUUGUAUUGUUAAUAGAAUUUUGGAUAUGUUUUUGCGGUAUUUUGGUUCAAAAUUCCGAAUUUCAAUAUAAAAACAACGAGAGUUAGGGUAAAAUUACUGAAACUAAUAACUUGUCUUGUUUUUUAUCAACCAAAUAUUUUUGAAAAUUAAUGAUCAUAACAAUAAUUUCAGAUUUCAAAAGUUUUAACGUUUCGAGAAAUUUUCGCAGGGAAAAGUCCAAUAUUGAUUUGUUACGUUAUCAGGUUGUGCGAAUACCGUACUCAUCUCACACCUUUUUUACUGAUCGAAUUGAACUUUUUUCUUGAUAGUUUUUCUGAAUUUUUAGAAAAUUAUCGAAAAUGAAAUUUUAAUGUCAGAAACAUAAAAAAUGAAAACUUGAUGGUUGAUUCAUAAAUGUUCUCCACUCAAGAUGUUUAUUAAUAAUACAAAUUACAAGGAGAAGUCAAAAAUUACUAUGAUUGUCAGAUUUAUGGCUGCCGGAACAAAAAUUAAAUUUUAUUAUGGUUUGGAACUCGAAAAGUGGUCUGAUUCAUGUUGAAAUUAAAAAAGAACAUUUUUUAAAUUAAAGCCAAAGCCAAAUUCUCAUCCACACAUGCUAGAAAAUAUAACUUUACCUCUUCAAAAUCAUCAUAGAAUUUUCAAAUUCCUUCACAAAAAAUAAUAUAGUUUCAAUACAUCAUCAAAAAUAAAUAUAAAAAGACGCUAAACUCAUGCACAAAACCAAAAUGAAAAUAAAAUAUACCACAAUCUUCUUUCACUCUAGUCAAAAAUUGUCUUAUCAUCUGUAAGUAUCGAAAACCGUAUGAAACUAGAGAAAAUUUUGCAUUAAGCAAAAGAUCAGUUUUGAAAUAAAAAUUGAGAAUGAAAAAGAAAAUAACUUGUGUAAAUAUGGAAUUUUAUCAUUGAGAAGUGCAGAAUUUAUGUUUUUAAAUUAAAUUUAAAAACGCAUGAAAUGUAGUUUGUAGUCUAAAUUGUAGUCUUUACAAUUUUCAAACAAAAGUGUUUUUUUGCAGAUUGAUCCUCUUCGAAAACUUGACAAAACAAAUUUGCUGGAACUUGUUGAAGCAGAUCUUCUAGAUGAACACUGCUGGAAAAAGUGAAAAAAAUUUCAAUUUAAGAAGAAAACUUUUUUUUUCAGAGCAAUUUCCGGAUGUGAUUUUGUACUCCACGUCGCUUCUCCUUUUCCAAUUAUUUCCGAUGAGAAAUGUAUCACAACUGCCGUAGAGGUUGUUCACAAUGAAAUUUUCUAAAAAUAUUUUUUUAUAUCUCUGGUUUUUUAGGGUACAUUGAAUGUACUUCGAGCGAUUGCUGAUGAUGGGAAUGUUCGAAAAGUUGUUUUGACAUCCAGUUGUGCCGCGGUUAAUGGUAAAUAACUACAAACUUUAGAAAAUAAGGAAAAUAAUAAUUCAGAGGGUUAUAAGCAAGAUCGAGUUUUUGAUGAAACAACUUGGUCGAAUUUGGAAUCACCGGAUGUUGAUUGUUAUAUUAAAAGUAAAACAUUGGCAGAAAAGGCUGCUUGGGAAUUUAUUGAUAAUUUGCCAAGUGAUAGAAAGUGAGUUAAAUUCAAAACGCUUCAUUGAAAAAAAAUGAUAUCAAACAAAUUCUCCAUCAUAAUCAGGAACGAGAACAAUUAGUAGGGAAAUGAUAAAAUCUGAUGAAAUAAAUAUUUACAAUUAUUAAAAAAAUGAUGCUUUAUUAAAUCCACCUCAAAAAUUAUCAGGAAUAAAUUGAAAUUAUCCUAUUUUUCUAAAGUUCAAAAACCCAAAUAAAACUUUGAAAACAUAUCAUCUUGAAUCUUUAGAUUCCCAAUGACGGUCAUCAACCCAACACUUGUUUUUGGUCCAGCAUAUAUCACCGAACAAGGAGCAAGCAUCACAGUAAGAUUUUCAGUAAAAACUCAGCAACCAUAAUAAUUUUCUCUAGUUGAUGAGAAAAUUCAUGAAUGGUGAAAUGCCAGCAGCUCCACCUUUGAAUAUGGCAAUUGUUGAUGUCAGAGAUGUUGCUCUUGCACAUUUCGAAGCAAUGCGACGACCAGAAUCAGAUGGUGAAAGAAUUUUGGUAAGAUUAUCGCCCAAAGUUUUUUGAAAAUUUUUCUCAAAGUUUUCAGGUAACAAAUAGUCCCUCAAUUUGGUUCAUCGAUAUUGCAAAAAUUUUAAGAGAAGAAUUCAAAGGAAAAGGAUAUUGGAUUCCGAGAUUUCAAGCACCGUUUUUCUUUUGUUGGAUAUAUUCAUUGAUUGACCCCGAAACCAAAGCUAGUCUGUUCAGAUUUUGUCAAGAAGUCAAGUUCGAUAACUCGAAAGUUCAAAAUUUGCUUGGAAUGGAGAUGAGAGACAGUAAACAAGCACUUAUUGAUAUGGCACAUUCCAUGAUUGAACUUGGCAUAAUUCCAAAGAAGUAA